AUGGCAAGAAGAAUGGAAGGAAAAGAAGACAUUGUGGAAUGGAAUCAUUUGCUAGAAAGCUUAAGAAGUUCUCUGAGCGGACAAUAUGAUAUGAGCAAAUGGGUGGUUCCUAUUCUAAGAUCAAGCUAUGAUAACUUGGAUAGUAGAAAGUUGCAAGAAUGUUUCUUGCAUUGUGCCUUGAGUUUACAAUAUGAGUUCACGAAUCUUGCCUUUGAGGGAUUGAUAGAUGGAACACAGAGGUUGGAGGCAAAUCAUUAUGAAUUUCUCAGCAUCCUAAACAAGUUAAAAAACAUCAGUCUCAUACUCAUGGGUAAAAAAGGGAAGGAUGUUAGAUUACAUGAGAUAAUUUGGGAUAUGGCAGUUGGUAUUCUAAAAAGGACUUUCAUAGUGAUGGUGAAUAUUGAUGAACGGUUGAUGGAAAUACCAAACAAGGAUCAAUGGGAAGAAGAUCUACAAAAGAAUUACCACCUCAGAUGGAUCCCAGAUGAUUUUUUCUUGAGCAUGAAAGCUCUUAAAGUGCUUAAUUUAUCUGAUACUGCUAUUGAAUGUUUGCCAAAAUCUGUUUCAGAGCUGGAGAAUUAUUGGAGUUCCUCAAGGUUUAGGAAUGCUGCUAAAUCUUAUAUGGUUCGAUGUACGAAGAACUACAAGACUCAAUCCGCAAUGGACACAAAGUUCAAUAACUUCAUGGCAAGCCUUUGGAGAAGAGGUCACCACCUCUUCAGCUAUUAUUUUGGCCUGGGCAUCGAGACGCAGCCGAUUUUUGACGAAUAUGAACCAUUCGAGGGAAUUGGUGAAAAAGUGAUAGAGUUUGUUGGUUCAGAACAAGAGUGUCCGGAAAUCAUGCUGUUGAAAGACAUGAAAAAGCUGAGGAUAACUCGCUAUGGGUGGACCAGUUGCUUAUGUGAAUUUUUAUAUUUUCAUGGUGAUAUUGAAACAUGUAAAAUAGAAUCGUGUCACAUUAGCGAGUGUAAUAACCUAAAUUUCUUGUUUUGCAUGUCAAAUGGUUGCUGCUUUUGCCGCUCUCUUCAACUCACUGGCUCUCUAUUCCUCUGUGAUUUGAAAGACUUGCAUCUCCAUGUUAGGGACAGUGCAGAGUCAGUGACAAUAUCACCAACCUUGAUGCCUCCUAGUACUCCAUUUUUCCAUCUCAAAGCUCUCGUUGUGAAGAGAUACCACACCAUGAAGAAACUGCUGACACCAGAGUUGUCAUCACAGCUCCAAAACUUGGAAGAGAUGACUGUUGAAGAUUGUUUCUCGAUAAAGGAAAUAUUUUCAAUUCCUCAUCCGACCAAUCAUUUGGUGUACACUCUCGCACUCCCCCAUUGCGAUCUAUCAAGUUAUUCAACCUACCAAGACUUCAUUGCGUUUACAAAGGAUUGA
This is a messenger RNA of Prosopis cineraria, 1380 nucleotides long. Its product is annotated as probable disease resistance protein At5g63020. The transcript has 4 exons. The record is from RefSeq and is a predicted model, not a curated record. Lineage: Eukaryota; Viridiplantae; Streptophyta; Magnoliopsida; Fabales; Fabaceae. Bases 1 to 1380 code for a protein of 459 amino acids.